AAGUCUAGACAUUUAAAAAGAACUAGUUUAGCUUCAAGUGCAUCUGGGGAUAAUCUUGAACUUCAAAGCUCUUCUGUAUAUGCCUGGGUGGGGAGCAGGGGAUCCGGGUCCAUGACCAGAAAUGUACCCAGAGGACUGGGGCCACCACCCUUGCUCACCCUGUCCUCUGCCCCUGCAUCAGCUCCUCCCCUUCCGUCCCCUCAGUCCCCAGGGCUGAGCACAGUGCUUGUGCAUCAACAGGCCCUCCAGGUGGCUGCUGCGGGGAGCAAAGGACCUGAAACCUUGUUGUUGUCAACUGCCUGCAGGGAAGAGGAGACAAGGACCUGAUUUCUCUAGGCUUCUCUCCCCCGGUCCUGGGCAUUCACUUUACCCUCCAGGGCAGGGCCCGUGCACCUUCCCGCCUCACCCACCGUGUGCUGCAACAUGCAAAUCAUAGAGUUUGGGUCGAGGUCCAAAUCCCACCUUGGUUACUGGGCAGUUGAAUGACAAAAGCCACGUCUUCCAACCUCCUUGAGUCAAUUCCUCAUUUUCCUCCUUUUGUUCCAGGAGAUGUAGAUACAGUCUUUGCUCUCACUGAGCUUAUAUUCUGGUGGAAACAUAUACAGUCAAUGAAUUAAAAAUAAGAUUAUGAUGCAUUAAAGCAUGUCUCAGAAAAUAAAUAGACUGGAAUAACAGAGUAAUGAAAGAGAUGGACUUCUCCAAAAUAACCAGAGAAAGCCAUCUUGUGGAGGUGAUCUUUGAAUUAAGAGCUGAAGGACAAGAAAGUGUGAUCUGUGGGAAAAGCUAAGGGAAGGGAAUUGUCAGCAGUGGCAGCAGCAGGUGAGAAAGGCUCGGUGUGUUCAACCAGGAGAGACGAGUGUGGCGCGGUCGUGGAUGUAAGGAAAGAAUGGAGUGAGAUGGGCUCAGAGCAGCAGGCCGGAGCCAGGGCCUGCUGGAGCCUCAGUCAAGGACAAAGAGAAGCCUUGAGGGGUUUUCUUCAGGGAGCAUGACAACUGAGACCCUCAGAUGCUUAGGAUGAACAGAUUGGGGUAGGCCACAUUUGGAGGCUGCGUACAGGUCCAGGUGAGAGAUGAUGGUGAUAGAGCAGGAGAGGUGCAAACAGAUUCAUGUAGCACGUCUCCCUGACAUUGUCCCCCAACCGUGGUGUAUGCACCUUGAGGGCAGCACCCUCGUCUUGUCCUGGUAUUGUUCACCCACACAUCUGCGGAGCACCUGUGUACCCAGCGUUACCCUUGAUUUCUGUUAGUGUGCUCCGUCUUCAUUCUGGUCCCAUGAAAUAGUUACUAUUUCCAUUUUGUAUGCAAAGAAACCCAGAGAGAUUCCUUUUCAAAUCUGUCUGAUGCCCCAGCCACCUGUCUUACCUCUGUACCACUGUAUGUAUAGAUGCUGAUAACUGUGAAUCAGCGGGCUAAGGCUAAGUCCCCGGAUGUCCAAGAGGUACAAUGUGCAAGUACAGGAGAGUCUUUGGGCCAAAAAUAGCUUCUUUCAUACAGACACCAGUUGAAUGUUCUGCCCCAUUGGACCUGAAGGCCUCAGAUAAGAGAUGAAUGACCUGGGAAUGAAAAACACAUUUUGCUCUAGUCAGCUGUUAGAUCAGCAGAGGAACGCACGCUCCUGGGCGGUGUGCCACUGGGGAGUGGGAGGUAAGAAAGUUGCAUUUGGGAGGGUGAGGAAAACGAGGGGAGGUGGGGAAGAGAGUAUGGGGGUGAUGAGUGCUGGAGAGAACUAGGAGGGUGGUGCAAGUAACAGAUACCAGCGAGGGUACCUGCCCGCCCCGUGGCAGGCGUUGAAUACCUGUGCCAGACUCCUUAGCUUAUGGAGGUGUCUUGUAGGCUUCUCCUACUGAUCCUAUGAGGUGGGCCUGACUGUUUCCUUGAUUCUAGGGGGUCAUCAAUCUAAUAAAAGCUUUUCAUAGAAAAACAGACAUUACACUUUCACAGUGAUGUUUGUUACACUUUUAUUACUGGAAGAUAGAAUGUAUUUUUGCAUAAUGUAAGCACUUUCCUCUUCAGGAUAACAAUGCAGGCUUGAAUCAAAGCCUUAGAGGCGGAGGAGGCUUCCAGCCGGCUUCAGCUGUGCCCCUGCAGCUCUCUGUAACCCACCCAGGACUUCCUCCACACGCUUAGGGUUGACAGUGUAAUUUAGGGCACAAUUAAGAAUGCAGGGUUCCUUCUGCAUUUCCUACUUUAUUAAACUUGUAGUUUUUUUCCCCAUCUUUUGACUGACUGACACUCAGUGCUUGACAACCGCACAGCCUUCCCUAGCUUUGAGCCAUUCUGCUUAGAUUUGCCUAAAUCUGCAGUGUUCCUGCACUGACAGCCUCGUGUAUUCUGUCUGGUGACUGGCGAGGUCAUGGUUCUUGUUUUCAGCAUUGGUUCUGAGAUUCAUUCCUAUUGUUAAAAAAAAGUUCAAGUGUGUCUUAGAAUUAGUUUGUGAAGCUGAGAGUGAAGUUGCUGAAGAGGUUACAUCACCUGUCCCAACUGCCAGGUGGCAUCACUGGGAACCCAAAGCAAGCCUGUCACGUACUCCUCACCGUUCAGGGCACAAUUAUUCCCCUCCUCCUUCUCUUGAACCCUCUCCAAGCAGGCCUCCUUGCACCACGCCACCCGACCUGCUCUUGUCAAGGUCACAGAUGACCGCCCUCCACAUGGCCCGUUCUCAGUCACCAACGGUCCUUCCUAAGGACACCUGCCCUCUCUUGGCUUUCCUGGGUCCCCUGCAUCCGCCAGAGCCAGCUCAGUUCCUCUCCCCUACUCCUUGCCCACCUGCCCUUCAUGAGCUUGUCCCCAGACUCCUCCUGUCUUCUUGUCUUCGCUUCCUCAGUGACCAGCUGGCUUUCAGACACAAAUGACGCUCACGUGGAGACCUGCUCCCCCCUCUACUGCCUACAUGCAGCACUCCUGGGCUGCUAAUAAGCUUUGCAAACUCAAAGUCUUAACCCACACUGCAGUUUUCCCCUCCUGCCUCAUCCUACACUGGCUCCUUUGUGAUUUUUUUGCAUCUCAAUAAAGGGUGACUUACUUCUAGUUGCACAGAUAAAAAUAUUGGCAUCAUCCUUGACUCUUUUCUCUCUCACUCCUGUGUGCAAUCCUUUAGCAAAUUGUCUGCUUGACCUUAAAAUGACAUCUAAAAUUUAGUCCACAGCUACCACCCUGGCCCAGCCAUGUUAGCCACUCACCUAAUGUAACUGACCCACCUCUUUCUCCCAGGCCCUUCAACAGCCGCUUCCCCACCCAGCAGCCAGACUGACACUCCAGGGCCUAAGUCAGAUCAAGUUGUCAGCUGCUUAAAGCCAUCCAGGGGCUCCAUACCUCAGAGAGGCCAAGCCCUUAUGGGCAGCCGGGCCUACUGUCACCUGGUGCCCACUAGAUCUCUGACCUCUGCUUCUCCUGUGUUCCCGGGUGCUGACACUCUCCAGCCACCCGGGAGCCCCUGCUGUUCCCAGGUAUGCCGUGAGCAUCCACUGCAGGUGCUCAGGGCUUUGCGCCGGGGGCUUCCUCUGAGCUGCUCUCUUUUCCAGACUCCUACAUGGCUUGCUCCCUCACUUCCUUGAGUUUUCUGCAAGCAAUACCCCCAAGAGAGGCCUCCCUUGUACUGCCUGGAUAAAAACACCUCCCCGAAUUCUAUCCCACUCAGUCUGCUUGACCUGCCCCACAGUGCACACAUCCCUUGGGACGGCAGACGCUGCCUCGUCCAGGGCCCGUGCAUGCCGCACUGACCCAAGCCCCGUGGGAGCAGGGACACAACCACUCAGUCACCACUGUGUCUUAGCACAGCCCAUCCCAAAGCAGCUCUCUGAGAACGACUGCUGAGUUAGCAGACAAAGGAGGAAUGAGUGGAGAGCCCAGUACCGGAGGUAAGGCUGAGCUGUCAGGGAAACAGGCGCCCCUACUGCCCAGACCCAGGAGUCGGAACAUCCCCCCUAAGGCACACCUGGAACGGUCAGCAAUGACAGCCCCAGGCUGACGUACUGGCCUCAUAUCCCCACAGGUCUGCGGCUCUCGUGGGCACGGUGAGGCUCUUGCUAUGACCGCAGUCUCUUUGAGGAGCCAGGACCGUCCCUUGCCACAGCAGCCGCGCCUCCCUCCCACUCCGCCCUGCCCGCCCUCGGCCCCGAGCCACCAUGGGCAGCGUCAGCAGCCUCAUCUCAGGCCACAGCUUCCACAGCAAGCACUGCCGGGCUUCGCAGUACAAGCUGCGCAAGUCCUCCCACCUCAAGAAGCUCAAUCGGUAUUCAGAUGGGCUGCUGAGGUUCGGCUUCUCCCAGGACUCGGGUCGUGGCAAGUCCAGUUCCAAAAUGGGAAAAAGUGAAGACUUCUUCUACAUCAAGGUCAGCCAGAAGGCCCGGGGCUCCCACCAUCCAGACUACACUGCACUGUCCAGCGGGGACAUAGGGAGCCCAGCGGGGGUGGACUUUGGCCCUCCCACCCCACCCAAGCUCAUGCCCUUCUCCAAUCAGCUAGAAAUGGGCUCAGAGAAGGGUGCGGCGAGGCCCACAGCAUUCAAGCCGGUGCUGCCACGCUCAGGAGCCAUCCUCCACUCCUCUCCGGAGAGCGCUGGCCACCAGCUGCACCCUGCCCCGCCAGACAAGCCCAGGGAGCAGGAGCUGAAGCCCAGCCUGUGCUCUGGGGCCCUGUCGGACUCCGGCCGGAACUCCAUGUCCAGCCUGCCCACGCACAGCACCACCAGCAGCUACCAGCUCGACCCACUGGUCACACCCGUGGGGCCCACCAGCCGUUUCGGGGGCUCAGCCCACAACAUCACCCAGGGCCUCAUCCCCCAGGACAGCAACAUGAUGAGCCUGAAGGCCCUGUCCUUCUCGGACGGGGGCAGCAAACUGGCCCACUCCAGCCAGGCAGACAAAGGCCCCUCGUGCGUCCGCUCCCCGAUCUCCACGGACGAGUGCUCCAUCCAGGAGUUGGAGCAGCAGCUGCUGGUGAGGGAGGGCGAGCUGCAGAAGCUGCGGCGCAGCUUCGAGGAGAAGGAGCUGCCUCCCAGCCAGGCCCACGAGGGGCCGUGGCGCGGCAAGGAGGAGCCGGAGGGCCCGGAGCUCAAGGGUGGCGGCAAGCUGAAGCCGGCCUCGCAGAAGGGCCAGCGCCCACAGCAGCUGCUGCACCUGCAAGUGCUGCAGCUCCAGCAGGAGAAGCGGCAGCUCCGGCAGGAGCUUGAGAGCCUCAUGAAGGAGCAGGACCUGCUGGAGACCAAGCUCAGGUCCUAUGAGAAGGAAAAGACCAGUUUUGCCCCUGCACUGGAGGAGACCCAGUGGGAGGUGUGCCAGAAGUCGGGUGAGAUCUCUCUCCUGAAGCAGCAGCUCAAGGAGGCCCAGACGGAGAUCAACGCCAAGGCCAGCGAGAUCCUGAGCCUGAAGGCGCAGCUGAAGGACGCUCGUGGCAGGCUGGAGGGCGCGGAGCUCAGGACGCGGGACCUGGAGGGCGCUCUGCGCACCAAGGGCCUGGAGCUGGAGGUCUGCGAGAACGAGCUGCAGCGCAAGAAGAAUGAGUCGGAGCUCCUGCGCGAGAAGGUGAACCUGCUGGAGCAGGAGCUGCGCGAGCUGCGGGCUCUGCGGGCCCAGGCCGCCCUGCAGCGGGACGGGCUGGCCCUGGGGCCUGGCCUCGCAGAGGACAUCCCCGUGCUGCAGCGGGAGCUGGAGCGGCUGCGCGCUGAGCUGCACGAGGAGCGGCAGGGCCACGACCAGAUGUCCUCAGGCUUCCAGCACGAGAGGCUGGUGUGGAAGGAGGAGAAGGAGAAGGUGAUCCAGUACCAGAAGCAGCUGCAACAGAGCUACCUGGCUAUGUUCCAGCGGAACCAGCGCCUGGAGAAGGCCCUGCAGCAGCUGGCCCGGGGGGAGGGCGCCGCGGAGCCCUUAGAGGUGGACCUGCAGGGGGCCGACAUCCCCUACGAGGACAUCAUAGCCACUGAGAUCUGAGGGGCCCGCGGCGAGCGGGAGAGCAGAGACCUGGUGUUGGAAGUCGGGGGGCUGAGCCCCUCCAUAGCCCCUGCUUAGCACCAACCUGGGGGGCGUGCAGGAGGGGCAGCUCCCUGGCUUCCCUCCCCUGCCCACCUCCCAGAGCUUCCCCCAUCACUGGAGCCUGCUAGACCUCUAGCCUUCCUGAGAACUGGGUCCAGGACCUCCAUCGUCUGGCUAAGGGCUCCCUAAACUUUGGCCUGUGUUCAGAAUACUUAGAGACCCUCUCCCAGGGAUGAUGGGCGACUGCUGUGAAGGCUGAGGCCACUCCAGAAGCCGCUUUCCGCCUCUCCCCUUGGCCCCUUUCCUCCCCCAGGCACACUGGGAUGCCUUGGGAAUAGAAAGAAGCCACUUGUGACCACAAGUCCUGGAAAUGGACCCUGUCCUGACCUGAGCUGCUUUCCUCUGGCCACGGAGUUCCAGGGCUGAGUUGGGGGUGGAGAGUCUGCCUUGGCAGCAUCAGAGCCCCCCCAACCCAACCUGGGCAAACCACAGAAGUGGGGGAUGGCCAGGGCUGCCCAGAGUGACUAGCCUCAGCGGGACCCAGAGGGUGCAGGGGAGAGAACCUGCGUCCUCCUGGCCACACUCUGCUGGGCCCCGCUGGCCAGACGUGAGCAGUCUCUGGGUGGCUGGUGGCCUCUGACCUCAGCAACCACUCCUAAGACCAUAGACAUGGGGCCCUGGGCUGGUGCCAGGGAGAGAAGAUUGGAGGCCCCCUGACAGUGAGGGCGUGGCUUUCCAGCUGUCCCAGGGAGAGCCUCAGGGGCUUUUUUCUUUCCUUGGGGACCUCCAGGUUUGGUUUUCCCCAUCUGGUUCAAGUUGGCUAGCAGCUUCUCUGAGCUUCUUUCCUUCCCAAGAGGCAAGCCCUUGCUGCAUGCAGAAGAGCCCACACCCACUGAGACAGUGCAGAGGUGAUGGGCGUGUAGAUCAGUUCAGGUCCCAUGCCCGAUUCCAGUGGAAGUCCUUAGAGGUUGGCAGGGUCUGCAGGGGACCCAUGGGCCAGAGCCCCAGGCAGGAGAGUGAGCCCCAGGGCUGCCACGUGCCUCCAGCUAUAAAGAAUCCAAGAUCCAGGGAGCUGCAGCUCAUGGGGACUGGGCCAGCGCCCUGGGGGAAGCUGGGCUUCUCUCUCCAGGAUGUGCAGAGCUGGGGGAGUAGAGAAACGGCGGAGUGUCCCAGUUGCUUGGUUCAAGAAAUUUACUUUUUUUCUUCUUUCAUCUUUUUUUCCUUGUCUUUUCAGAAGCAAGCCAGAUCUAGCAGGCAGCCAGGCUGUUGCAUGUUCUAUUUCUGCCUCUAGCCACAGCUGCUGUUCUUAGGACAGCCAGCCCUCACUGGGCUCCUGAGCCCCGUGCCUGCCUGCUGAGCGGGUUCAUGGAGGUGGGAGAAAAUAGAACAUAGAACGUCUGUGUCCCUCACAGCCUGAGACCAAUGUCCCAGCCCAGUUCUGCCUCCCUGGCAGCCAGCCCCGGUAGUGCCCGAGGUGCAAGUGGGGGGCUGUUUCUCUUCUUGUGGCCCCGCCUCCCCCCUAGGGUCUGCCACAUGCCCUCCGGUAGCCUGGGCUGAGGGCAGGCCCUUCCCUGCAGGGAGUUCUGCCUUCCAGUGCCCAGGGUCAUGCUGUGUCUGCCCUGCUGCCUCCACCUGAGAAGGGCUUUUCUGGAAUGUCUCUUAGUCAUGAGCCAGAUUUACCCUGGAAUCUGGGCCAAGGGACCCUCACCAGGUACAGCACAUACCCUCAAGUCAAAGAUGCCCCGUUCCUUGUGCCACAGCCCUCAGCCCCUCCAUUUCCGCCAGCCUGUGCCUUGUCUGAGUCCUUCCCAGUGGCACUUCUCCCCAGGCUGGAGAUAACCCCCACCCUCAAAGAGCAGCCCAAACCCCAGUGCUCUGCCCUCAAGUCCUCACCUGAGAAGAGGGGGUGCUAAGCCCUGGGGAGGGGGUGCAGGGGCAAGACCUGGGUUACCUCGGUGUGAGCAU
Molecule: messenger RNA, 7933 nt
Organism: Manis javanica (Malayan pangolin)
Lineage: Eukaryota; Metazoa; Chordata; Mammalia; Pholidota; Manidae
Source: RefSeq, a predicted model, not a curated record